Anguilla rostrata (American eel) is the source of this 1993-nucleotide messenger RNA. It is a transcript of the gene foxb2, whose product is annotated as forkhead box B2. NCBI's taxonomy places the organism in Eukaryota, Metazoa, Chordata, Actinopteri, Anguilliformes, Anguillidae. Gene Ontology annotation, biological process: cell differentiation; anatomical structure morphogenesis; regulation of transcription by RNA polymerase II. Gene Ontology annotation, molecular function: RNA polymerase II cis-regulatory region sequence-specific DNA binding; DNA-binding transcription factor activity, RNA polymerase II-specific. The transcript has a single exon. The record is from RefSeq and is a predicted model, not a curated record. Bases 435 to 1370 code for a protein of 311 amino acids.
UGUCGGGAGCGCACACACACGACGUGCGUGCCUCAUCGCGCGGAGCUUCGCCAGCAGUCUCUGGGACGAGUCGUAGCCUUUAACUUCCUUCGGUCACGCGGUGAGAAACGGCUUUCCAUGUUCGAGCGCAGGCUCGUUUAAGACUGUCUGACUAUCUUCUGUGAACUGUGCAACUACUUUGUUUAAGUAUCUGGGGUCAGGUGUUGUUGGGCGACACCUAAUUCUAAACGACGUUUACACACACAGGCGCGGGUGUGUGAAUGUCCUGUAUCGAAUUCACACAACUCACUAUAGAUAUAAUAUCCGAAUAAGCAACAAAAUUAAUUAUUUGGAGUGGUGGAUGGUUUUAAAAUCUUGUGUCAACUUCGGGAAAUCGGGUCCCGUGCCAAGCCACUGAAAUUUCCGCAACUAUAGCCUAGCGACCUGAGAGCAUCAUGCCUCGUCCCGGGAAAAACUCCUACAGCGACCAGAAGCCGCCUUACUCCUACAUAUCCUUAACGGCGAUGGCUAUCCAGAGCUCCCAGGAGAAGAUGCUUCCUCUCAGUGAUAUUUACAAAUUCAUAAUGGACAGGUUUCCAUACUACAGAGAGAACACGCAGAGGUGGCAGAAUUCCCUGCGACACAACCUGUCCUUCAACGACUGCUUCAUCAAGAUCCCGCGGCGACCGGACCAGCCCGGAAAGGGCAGUUUCUGGGCCCUGCACCCGGACUGCGGCGACAUGUUCGAGAACGGCAGCUUCCUGCGGAGGCGGAAGCGCUUCAAGCUGAUGCGCUCGGAGCACGUGGCCUGCAAGAACUCGCCGAUGCUGCACUACUUCCACCAUCAGCACCACCAGAGCAAGCUCGCGAUCGGAACGCCCGAAGGUCCCGCGAACGUGAGCCGGCUGCCCCAGUUCCAGACCUACAGCAUCAAUGGCGGCCAGUCCGGAGGGUUCAAGCACCCGUUCGCCAUCGAGAACAUCAUAGGACGGGACUACAAGGGAAUGAUGACGGGCGGGCUGCCGAUCGCUUCGGUCAUGCAUCACCUGGGCUACCCGGUGCCCACGCAGCUGAGCAGCAUGGUCAACUCCAUGUGGCCGCACGUGGGCAUGCUGUCGGAGUCCAUGGGUCCCGUGCCCGUCUCCACCGACUACGCGCCUUUUGGGGUUCCGGUGAAGAGCCUCUACCACUCGAACGGCCAGACCAUGCCCGCGGUCCCGGUUCCUAUCAAACCGACGCCUGCCCUGGGCCAGAUUCCGGGUAUCCCGGGCCUAACGACCGGCCCGACGCAGCUCUGCGCCCCCAGCCCCUCCUCUCUCCUGGAGAAGACCGUGCCCGACCUGCCGGAGGGAAAAGGCUCUGCCAUGCACCCGGCUCUUCUGCUGUCUUAGAGUAAAUCAACCAGACGAAAAUCAGCUCAUUUAAUUUUAGGAGAUUUAGGACAAUGCGACUAAAGAGAUUGUGUACGACAGUAUGUGUUAAAAAUGUAUUCACUUUGUAGAAAACUGAAGGCAGAUAAGGUUGGCUAUAGGAGGACGCUAACUGCAGAUUUGACUCGGGAACACUAUGCGGUUUCCAGAAAGCAUUGUGAAGAUUGGUCGUGACAUACUCCUCACGGCCUUUUUAGUUACUGCGUUGAAAAUGAUUAUUUAAAUGUGUCGUUUCACGGGGAAUGGGGGAUGGGGGAUACAAUCUUGAAUUUGACCCAAAGAGUUUAUGAGCGGGAAAAAUGAACCAGGAAUAUAUGGAUAUAUUUUUACUUUGGCAUUACCCUUCGAGCCAAACAAAAUUUUCAAGAGGUGCCGUGCGUGACUGGUGGCCGCGUGCGGUCAUUUUCAUAGACUAUUUAAAAGCUCAUCGAGUAGGCUAAAAUGUUUACCUUAAUACUAUAAAAGAGUUAAUUAAUCUUAUUUAACUGCCACGCAAUUAAAUAAAUUCAUUUGAAAAUGUAACUAGCGAAGAAGAAAAAAUAUCCUGUAUUGUAACGAUUGAAUGUUCUAUCAGACGAUAUUUA